AUGGGCGGCCCCUCCGCGCCGCUGCGCCUGGGGCUGCUCCGGGGGCUGCUCCGGGGGCUGCUGGUCCCGCUGCUGCUCGUCCCGCUGCCGGCACUGUGCCUCAAAGGUGCUGCUGUGACGGUCCCAGAAACACUGCUCUUCAUCUCAACGCUGGAUGGAAACCUCCAUGCUGUGAGUAAGAGCACUGGUGACAUCAAAUGGACCCUGAAGGAUGAUCCCAUUCUGCAGGUGCCUGUUUAUGUGGCAGAACCUGCGUUCCUUCCAGACCCCAAUGAUGGCAGCCUCUAUAUUCUGGGAGGAAAAAACAAGGAAGGUCUGAUGAAGCUGCCGUUCACCAUCCCGGAGCUGGUGCAGUCCUCGCCGUGCCGCAGCUCGGAUGGUGUCCUCUACACCGGGAAGAAGCAGGACACCUGGUUCAUCGUGGACCCCAAGUCAGGAGAGAAGCAGACCACGCUCUCCACAGAAGCCUGGGACGGUCUGUGCCCGUCGAGCCCCCUGCUCUACAUCGGCCGCACCCAGUAUGUCAUCACCAUGUACGACACCAAGUCUCGGGAGCUGCGCUGGAAUGCCACCUUCUCUGACUACUCGGCCCCGCUCUGCGAGGAGUGCCAUCACUACAAGAUGGCACACUUCGCCUCGAGCGGCGACGGGCUGCUGGUGACGCUGGACAAGGAGAGCGGCGAGGUCCUGUGGGCACACAACUACGGCUCGCCCGUGGUGGGCAUCUACCUGUGGCACCAGGACAGCCUCCGUCGCGUCCCGCACCUCAACCUGGCCAUGGAGACCCUGCGCUACCUGACCUUCCACUCGCAGGACAUCCACCUCCUCAAGGGCAGCUACCACUCCCUGAAGGACUUCUCUGCCACCAAGACCCAGCUGCUACCAGCGCUCUACGUGGGGAAGCACGCUGCCAGCUUCUACGCCCUGACCUCGCUGGUGCACGGCAGCGUGGCGCUGGUGCCGCAGAGCAUCACCCUGGCCAGGAUCGACGGCCCCACCACCGACGACGUCACCAUGAGGGAGUCGGGGGAGUGCGAGAUCACGCCCAGCACCGAAGUCAAGUACCCGCAGGGCAGCAUCGCCUCGCCCCGCAACCAGUGGCUGCUCAUAGGGCACCACGAGCUGCCCCCUGUGGUGCACACCACGAUGCUGCGAGCCUUCCCAGAGAACCUGAGGAAGACCACGGAAACCAUCAUCCUCAGGGCUCCUCCUGCCAGGACCAUGUUCGAUGAUUUCCUGGCCCCAAGCAGCUUGGAGGAGCCAGCUCUGCGUGGCAAGGAGCACUCCCAGCUGGACCCAGCGCCGAAGCAGAUGGAGGUGUACCCCGAGGCUGGCACCUGGGACCUGGUGCUGGCUGGCAUUGGCACGGUUCUGCUGGGUGGGGGCAUCCUGUUCCUCCUGGUCACGAGGCUGCAGAAGCAGCACGAGGUACAGCAGCAGCAGCUAGAGAAGCAGAUUCAGCUCCUGCAGCAGCAGCAAGAGAAGCUGCUCCCGGGCAGGGUGUCUCAAGAGAGUGUUCCUGCGGAGCCCAGGGAGCUGGUGCUGGGCCAGGGCAGCCUCUCACAGGUCUCUCAGAGCUCCAGCCACUCAGAUCACCUGAAGGACCUGCCUAAUGGGUUGGACAGCCCAGAUCCAGAUGGGUGGCUCUGUCCCUCUUCCUCUGCAGAUGCAGAACCAGAUAUGGUUGUAGUUGGGAAAAUUUCUUUUAACCCCAAGGAUGUGCUGGGACAUGGAGCUGGAGGAACCUUUGUCUUCAGGGGCCAGUUCGACGGCCGGAAGGUGGCCGUGAAGCGGCUCCUGCCCGAGUGCUUCCAUCUGGUGGACCGCGAGGUGCAGCUGCUGCGGGAGUCGGACGAGCACCCGCACGUGGUGCGCUACUUCUGCACCGAGCGGGACCGGCAGUUCCACUACAUCGCCACCGAGCUCUGCGCCGCCACGCUGCAGCAGUACGUGGAAAGCCCCAGCUUCGACCGCCGCGGCCUGGACCCGGUGUCUGUGCUGCGCCAGACCAUGUCGGGGCUGGCACACCUCCACUCCCUCAGCAUCGUCCACCGUGACCUGAAGCCCUGCAACAUCCUCAUCUCUGUCCCCAACCGCCAGGGGCAGAUCCGAGCUGUCAUCUCGGACUUCGGCCUCUGCAAGAAGCUGCAGGGGGGGCGGCACAGCUUCAGCCUCCGCUCGGGCAUCCCUGGCACCGAGGGCUGGAUCGCUCCUGAGGUGCUGCAGGAGGCCCCAAGGGAGAACCCGACGUGUGCUGUGGACAUCUUCUCAGCUGGCUGCAUCUUCUACUACGUGGUGUCAGAGGGGCAGCACCCGUUCGGGGACAGCCUGCGGCGCCAGGCCAACAUCCUGGCGGGCUCUUACCAGCUGAGCUGCCUGCAGGAGGAAACUCAUGACAAGGUCGUUGCUCGAGAGCUGAUUGUGGCAAUGAUCAGCCCUGAGCCCCAGCGCCGGCCCUCGGCCCCCAUGGUCCUUGUGCACCCCUUCUUCUGGAGCCAGGAGAAGCAGCUGCAGUUCUUCCAGGACGUCAGUGACCGCAUCGAGAGGGAGCCUGCAGAGGGCGCCAUGGUCUCUGCCCUGGAGCGGGGGGCACGGGCGGUGGUGAGGACCAACUGGAGGAUGCACAUCUCCCUCCCCCUGCAGACAGACCUGAGGAAGUUCCGAAGCUACAAGGGAGCCUCGGUGCGGGACCUGCUGCGGGCCAUGAGGAACAAGAAGCACCACUACCACGAGCUGCCAGCCGAGGUCAGGGCAGCCCUGGGCUCUGUCCCCGAUGGCUUUGUGCAGUACUUCACCUCCCGCUUCCCGCAGCUGCUGCUGCACACGCACGGGGCCAUGAGGGUCUGUGCCCACGAGCGACUCUUCCAGCCCUACUACUGCCAGGGACCAGGGGAUGAUGGCAUGUGACCAUGGACACACACCAGGAUGGCACCUGCAUGGCUGCUCCUCCCUGCCCAGACCCACAGCCCCUUGGACUCUCUGGUGUCCUUCUCUCCCUUCGUGGGGUGAGGUGGGGCCCCAGGAACAGCUGGUCACCCAGCAUGGGGUACAGGUCCAGAAGAGACGGGCAUAGGGUGGCACUGGGCUCUCACCUGAGGUCUCCUGUGCCAAAGAGGGACCCUCUGGGUACUCCCCUGUGCAACCACUCACACUCCGACCCAGCACCCUGGAGGCAUUUGUGUCAGAGAAGGAAAGCUCCCUGUGGUGGACACAGUGGUUGGGAAGAAGGAAGAAAAGGCACCUCCUGUUCUCCUGAGGGCAGCUGGAUGGAGCUAGGUUCCACCA
This is a messenger RNA of Dryobates pubescens (Downy woodpecker), 3285 nucleotides long. RefSeq names its product endoplasmic reticulum to nucleus signaling 2 (gene ERN2). The transcript is spliced from 22 exons. The coding region runs from base 1 to 2907 and encodes 968 amino acids. Gene Ontology annotation, molecular function: protein serine/threonine kinase activity; RNA endonuclease activity; ATP binding. The record is from RefSeq and is a predicted model, not a curated record. Lineage: Eukaryota; Metazoa; Chordata; Aves; Piciformes; Picidae. Gene Ontology annotation, cellular component: IRE1-TRAF2-ASK1 complex. Gene Ontology annotation, biological process: IRE1-mediated unfolded protein response; intrinsic apoptotic signaling pathway in response to endoplasmic reticulum stress; protein phosphorylation.